Molecule: messenger RNA, 773 nt
Organism: Myxozyma melibiosi
Lineage: Eukaryota; Fungi; Ascomycota; Lipomycetes; Lipomycetales; Lipomycetaceae
Exons: 2
Coding region: 271-690 (139 amino acids)
Source: RefSeq, a predicted model, not a curated record
CCUGGUUCUUCAUGAACCAGCGAUAGCACAGGUCGUUGAGGUGACUGCAGCCGUCGUGGCUGUAGUAUACGUACAUUCGGGCAUAUGAGACUCGAAGUCGUUCUUGCUCCGCUCCCAGUCCACCAUCAUCUAAUUCUCGCAUCUUAAAUUUGUAUAUUGGCAUUUUACUUUCUCGCUUCUUGGUUAUCUCGUAUAUUUCGUCCCAUUUACCGGUGCAGGCUCCAGGCAUUUGUGUUUCAGGAUAUUUUUAGUAUUUUUUCGUUUGACUGCAUGAAUGUUUGUCAGCUUGUGUGUUUUUCUUUUGUGCAAUUCAUCGUACACGGGUGUUCUUAUGCGUUAUGUGUUUUAUGUGUUUUGUUCAAAUAUCUUGACUUCGUUUUUGGUUAUCUCCUAUCUCAAUCGUGCUGUAGAUCACCCAAUACUAUCAUUCUUCACCGCAAAUGGGACUACAAACCCGAGCUCGUCUCCAUAAAAUAUGCAGAGAAAAAUGAAGCAGACGAGCGCCAUUCCCAUCGUGGAAAGCCAUCAAGAUUUAAAGUGUCCCAAAAAGGGUGUCUGCUCUCCCAGCCCCUGAUCCGCGGUUCCGCCGCUCGACUGAGACGUGCUUCUACAUCAUCCUCGCCCUGCGACAGCUUUUGGAUGCCCGCUUUAUCUCCUCGUUCUAUGUUCAUCUUCUUCGUAAAUAUCUAAGAACGUCUUGCCAUGGGAUAGCAACCGAGUCUGCCUGAACGUUGGUGAUGGUGCAAACGACUACAUCAAUGCCUCUCCCAUAU